Molecule: messenger RNA, 1961 nt
Organism: Pseudocercospora fijiensis CIRAD86
Lineage: Eukaryota; Fungi; Ascomycota; Dothideomycetes; Mycosphaerellales; Mycosphaerellaceae
Exons: 1
Coding region: 242-1807 (521 amino acids)
Biological process (GO): ceramide biosynthetic process
Cellular component (GO): membrane
Molecular function (GO): sphingosine N-acyltransferase activity
Source: RefSeq, a predicted model, not a curated record
CCACUGCACUACACCUUCGCUUAAUCAAUACCAUCACCAGUUUCGCGAGCGGCUCUCUGACGUGGAGAAUGCUCUACGACGCGUCGUGAUACUCUUUCGUGCUGAGAUUCAUUGGUCCACGGGCAGAUCGAGCAAAGGCGCACUCGUUCCGCCACGCCAGGCGGUGUGAGGAGCACAACGACCGAGAUAUACGACCAUCGCACGUUCUCUACAUACCGACGAUCGACUAUCACGCGCGAAAAUGGCUCUGAAGGCGCGCCAUCCAGAACUGAGCCUACCAUCGCCCACGAAAAUCAGAAACACCCCACCACCGCAUAAAGGGUACAGCAUAGCGGAGGGCGCUGUGUGCGCCAGUCCAGGAGCUUUCACAGCGUCUUCGCCCAAGAGGAGAACCACAUGGCCGCCUAGCGACCAGCAGAGUAUUGGCGAAGCGCUUCGUCUCGCCGUUGAGCGACACCAGCUCGGCCUCUCGCUAAACUAUGUGCUUUUGCUUGGCAUGACUUUCGCGCUCUUUCCUUCACUGAGACACAACAUCAAGGCCUGCUUCCUGCUGUCCUACCCGACGACUGAUGUACCAGGUCAGUAUGGUAUCGGACCAAGGGAUAUAUAUCUGGUGGCUAGCUUCAUCAUAUACUUCACGGGAUUCCGUGCAUUUAUGAUGGACUGUGCCUUGAUACCUCUGGCAGGAUACUGUGGUCUGCGGAGGAAAGCUAAAACCAGAUUCGCAGAGCAAGCAUACAUGCUGGUCUAUUAUGUCAUCUACUGGUUCUGGGGCCUGGCACUAUUUGUUCGAGACACGCCUGCCGAUGUCCAUAGCCUCGAGGAUUUGUUAGUGUCUCUCUGGACUAACUUCCCACGUCUUCUUAUGCCUGGAGGCAUCAAAAUGUACUACUUGACCCAAUCUGCUUUCUGGUUCCAGCAGAUUCUUGUAAUUCAUCUGGAGGAAAGACGGAGGGACCACUACCAGAUGCUUACGCAUCACUUCGUCACCGUUGGCCUUAUGGUCGGCAGUUACUGCUACCGACAAUACCGAGUUGGAUGUGCUAUUCUGGUAUGCAUGGACAUCGUUGACCUUGUCCUCCCGCUUGCCAAGAUCCUGCGUUACCUGGGCAUGCAGACCGCUUGCGACUGCGCAUUCGGCGUGUUUGUUCUCACCUGGAUAGUCGCCCGGCAUGUGGCGUAUAAUACAAUCUGCUGGAGCAUUUACGCACAUGUCAACUCGAAAGCGAUGCCUUAUGGCGUAUACUCCACCGUAACCGGUCAAAGAUUAUCUGCAGAUGGCGGCAGUAAGAUCCUUCAAAGUCUGCUCCAGCCUAUGUUGGAUCCGGGCGCCACGACGAUUGCUUUCAAUGCCAACAUUAGAUGGUCGUUCUUGAGCUUGCUCUCAGCUCUGCAAGUCAUCACCAUUGGCUGGCUUAUAAUGAUAAUUCGCGUAGUGGCGAGAGUGCUUAGCGGUCAAGGCGCGGACGACUCACGAAGUGACGAUGAAGACGAAGAUGAGGACGAAGAGAUCGAAAAUGGCCCAUCACAGCCUUCUGAGCCUAUCAGAGCACCAGAAGAGGUGGAGAAGCCUCAAUUUAUCGAGGUCGAGACAACGAGUGAGGAGCUGUCUUGGUCAACACGCAAGGCCAGCUCAGUCAACAGUCAUCGCAAGAAGCCAAAAGGUAUUUCUAGCGGUCUGAACCUUGGCGAGCACAAGGAGAUUCUUAAUAGGAUAGGGUGCUUGAGCGAGGAGCAAUUGGCUCGAGAGCGGGAGAAGCGCGAAGACAGUGCCAGCCCGCGCCCUCACAGUGCUAGCCUUAGAUGAGGCCUUUCUAGACAUUCACUGAGUGGGUGGUCGCCAGGCGUUACUCGGAUACCUGUACGAUUGAUCAACAGACUGCUGUGAUGAGCCGCAGUGUCGACCUAGAAUAUACCCAAGAAAGCGCAUCGGUAUUGAAAAGUGAAAAGUAUUUCGGAGC